This is a messenger RNA of Malassezia pachydermatis, 1701 nucleotides long. RefSeq names its product transmembrane transporter. Bases 1 to 1701 code for a protein of 566 amino acids. Gene Ontology annotation, molecular function: purine nucleobase transmembrane transporter activity. NCBI's taxonomy places the organism in Eukaryota, Fungi, Basidiomycota, Malasseziomycetes, Malasseziales, Malasseziaceae. Gene Ontology annotation, biological process: transmembrane transport. The record is from RefSeq and is a predicted model, not a curated record. The transcript has a single exon. Gene Ontology annotation, cellular component: plasma membrane.
AUGGCCUAUAUCUUAGCCGUGAAUGCGGAUAUUCUCUCUUCUUCUGGUGGUCCAUGCAAGUGUGAGAGUGAAAAUUUCUGCCGUGACGAUCCCGUCUACUUGAGCUGCAAGGCCGAUGUGCAUCGCGCUUACAUCGUUGCAACGGCGGCAGCAUCGGUCAUUGCCAGUGGUCUCAUGGGCCUUUUUGCUAACAUGCCGCUCGGUCUCGCGCCAGGUCUAGGCGCCAACGCCUACUUUGCUACGGUCGUUGGCGAGGCGGGGUCGGGGACGGUGCCCUAUUCGCAGGCCCUCGCUGUGGUAUGGCUCGAAGGCUGGAUCUUUGUGGCCCUCGCCGUGUUUGGUGUGCGUCAAUGGCUCGCUCGUAUCCUACCAAAUUCCAUCAAGCUAAGUACCGGUGCCGGUAUUGGCCUUUACUUGGCCUUUAUUGGCCUGGGCCCCGGCGGUCUAAACAUUGUUGGCUUAUCGUAUACCAACAUUGUGGGCUUUGCUGGGUGCUUACCUGAGUACCAAGACGAGAACGGUGUAUGUCUCUCGCAUGUGCUGCAGAGCCCCAAAAUGUGGGUCGGCAUCUUCUUGGGCGGUGUGGUGAUUGCGUUCCUCAUCCUGUACCGCGUCCGUGGCGCUAUGAUCAUCGGUAUUCUUCUCGUAUCCAUCUCGUCGUGGCCGCGUGGCUCCUCCGUGACGCAGUUCCCGCACACACCUUUAGGCGACGAAAACUGGGACUUUUUUAAGCAUGUGGCCACCUGGCGCAGCAUCAAUCCACUGGGGCCGCAGAACAUCGACUGGCAGGGCUACGAUACCGGUCAUGCAUGGUUGGCGCUCAUUACUUUCUUGUAUAUUGACUUGCUCGAUACGACAGGUACACUGUACGCCAUGGCGUCGCAUGCCGGCCUCGUAGACGUGCGUACGGGCGACUUUGAGGGCAGCUCGACCGCCUACAUCUCCGAUGCGCUUUCCAUCUGCACAGGCAGUCUGCUCGGCUGUUCGCCCUGCACAGCGUUCAUUGAGAGUGCUUCGGGUAUUGCUGAAGGUGGACGUACUGGCAUCACGGCGCUGGUCGUCGCGCUGCUCUUCUUCCUCAGUCUGUUCUUCGCACCGAUUUUCGCAUCGCUCCCUAGCUGGGCCACUGGAUCCGUACUGGUCAUUGUUGGUUCCAUGAUGAUGUCAAGUGUCGCUGAGAUCAACUGGGGCUAUCUAGGCGAUGCGCUGCCAGCGUUCUUGACAAUCAUCGGCAUUCCCUUCUUCUACAACAUUGCAUACGGUCUGAUCGCCGGUAUCAUCGCAUACAUGAUUCUCAACAUUGUACCGUGGCUCGUGAUCAAAAUCACACGUGGUAAGGUCGUGCCAGAAGGCUGGUACACCGACCGUGAGCCAUGGGGCAUGGCGCCUCCUGCGCCGUACAUGGACUUGUCCACCAAGAAGCUGAACAAGUUCCAGCGGUGGGCGACGAGCAGUUUCUUGUUCCCUACGUGGCUCAAGAAGCUGAUCGCGGGCAACUGGUACUUUUGGCGGCUGACCGAUGCGGAGAUUGCCGACCAUUUGGAAGGCCGCCGCAUCUCGGAAAUGCAUCGCAAGAUCCGCGAAGCCCGUCGUGCCGACGAACUGGAGCGGAUGCGGCACUAUCCGCAGCCUCCGCGCAAUGUGGAAGAGGAGCUCCCUGUCUCGGUCAUGGGCGGCGCCGAGAAGUUUGAGGAGUUGUAG